Molecule: messenger RNA, 3388 nt
Organism: Athene cunicularia (burrowing owl)
Lineage: Eukaryota; Metazoa; Chordata; Aves; Strigiformes; Strigidae
Gene: SMO
Product: smoothened, frizzled class receptor
Exons: 10
Coding region: 100-2130 (676 amino acids)
Biological process (GO): commissural neuron axon guidance; central nervous system development; smoothened signaling pathway
Cellular component (GO): cilium; dendrite; plasma membrane
Molecular function (GO): transmembrane signaling receptor activity; patched binding
Source: RefSeq, a predicted model, not a curated record
UUUCCAGCCUGAAGGACUCUGGGGUUCUGUGAAUCCUUUCCAAAUCCCCACAGGACAGCAGCGAAACACUGCCUGUCCCCAGCCCCAUGUGGGGGAGCGAUGUCCACACUGGCAGCACGGCUGUGCAGGUGCCUCCUCCUCCUCCUCCUCACAGCCUCCUUCUUUCUCCUCCUGCGGCAGAAUGAAGUGCAGAACAUCAAGUUCAACAGCUCGGGGCAGUGCGAGGCGCCGCUGGUGAGGACGGACAACCCCAAGAGUUGGUACGAGGAUGUGGAAGGUUGCGGCAUCCAGUGCCAGAACCCGCUUUUCACCGAGAAGGAGCAUCGCGAGAUGCAUGUCUACAUCGCCGCCUUCAGCUCCGUCACCAUCUUCUGCACCUUCUUCACCCUGGCCACGUUCGUCGCCGACUGGAGGAACUCCAACCGUUACCCCGCCGUCAUCCUCUUCUACGUCAACGCCUGCUUCUUUGUGGGCAGCAUCGGGUGGUUGGCGCAGUUCAUGGACGGCGCCCGUGACGAGAUUGUGUGCCGGGCCGACGGCACCAUGCGGCUGGGGGAACCCACCUCCAACGAGACGCUCUCCUGUGUCAUCAUCUUCGUCAUCGUUUACUACUCGCUGAUGUCGGGUGUCAUCUGGUUCGUCAUGCUGACCUACGCCUGGCACACCUCCUUCAAGGCUCUGGGCACCACCUACCAGCCGCUGCUGGGCAAAACCUCCUACUUCCACCUCAUCACCUGGUCCAUCCCCUUCGUCCUCACCGUGGCCAUCCUGGCCGUGGCGCAGGUGGAUGGUGACUCUGUCAGUGGCAUCUGCUUCGUUGGGUACAAGAACUAUCGCUACCGUGCCGGCUUCGUCCUGGCGCCCAUCGGGCUCGUCCUCAUCGUGGGGGGCUAUUUCCUCAUCCGGGGGGUCAUGACGCUCUUCUCCAUCAAGAGCAACCACCCCGGGCUGCUGAGCGAGAAGGCAGCCAGCAAGAUCAACGAGACCAUGCUGCGGCUGGGCAUCUUCGGCUUCUUGGCCUUUGGCUUCGUCUUCAUCACUUUUGGCUGCCACUUUUAUGACUUCUUCAACCAGGCGGAGUGGGAGCGCAGCUUUCGGGAAUACGUCCUGUGCGAGGCCAACGUCACCAUCGCCACGCAGACCAACAAGCCCAUCCCAGACUGCGAGAUCAAGAACCGCCCGAGUCUCUUGGUGGAGAAGAUCAACCUCUUCGCCAUGUUCGGCACCGGCGUCUCCAUGAGCACCUGGGUCUGGACCAAGGCCACCCUGCUCAUCUGGAAGCGUACUUGGUGCAGGCUGACAGGACAGAGUGAUGACCAGCCUAAGAGGAUCAAGAAGAGCAAGAUGAUCGCCAAGGCCUUCUCCAAGCGCAAGGAGCUGCUGCGCGACCCGGGCCAGGAGUUGUCCUUCAGCAUGCACACUGUCUCGCACGACGGGCCCGUGGCCGGUUUAGCGUUUGACAUCAACGAGCCCUCGGCCGAUGUGUCCUCGGCGUGGGCCCAACACGUCACCAAGAUGGUGGCCAGGAGAGGGGCUAUCCUGCCCCAGGACAUCUCCGUCACACCUGUGGCAACACCUGUGCCGCCGGAGGAGAGGGCCAACCUCUGGCUGGUGGAAGCCGACGUCUCCCCCGAGCUGCAAAAACGCAAUAGCCGCAAGAAAAAGCGAAGGAAGAAGAAGAAGGAGGUGUGCCCGAGUCCUGAGCGCUGCCAGGGGGGCUCCGCGGCCCCCCUGGCCCCCAGCGCCGUCUCUCGCCUGCCCCGGCUGCCCUCCCAGCCCUACCUGGUCGCCUUCACCCCCGAUGUCCUCCCGGGGCUCCCUCCCGGGCAGCCCGACACCACCUUCACUGGGGGGCUCUGGGACGGCCGCCGCAGAGCCAACGUCUUCCACCUCGUCACCAACCCCUUCUGCCCCGAGAGUGGCUCCCCGGAGGAGGAGGAGGAGAGCCCCGGCCCCAGCACCGGGCGACGGCAGCACAACGGGGGUCCGCAUUGGCCCCCCGACCUCGGUCCCUUGCCCCACGGCAGCGGAGGGGCCAGGACUCAAAGCCGACGGGCUGGCUUAGCCCCCAUCCACUCCCGGACCAACUUGGUGGACGCGGAGCUGCUGGACGCCGAUUCGGACUUUUAAACUCAGUGGGACGAGGACACUUCGGGGGGUGAGGACACCUCGGGGGACGAGGACGCCUCCCCCACCACGGGCAACCUGCGUGGGGACACCGAAGCCCAUCCCAUCGUGCGGGGCCACCGCCGAUUUCUCCCCUCGGGGGACGGCGUUUGCCCCCCUACGUCACCCAGACAGACUCGAUGCAAGACGCCGGCGGGAUUUUGGGGUGUCCCCCACCACCCCAUCAGCGCAGUGAGAAGAGAAACGGGGUGUCGCUGGGAUAAACCCCCCCCGGUCCCACAGAGGUUUAAGGGGGGACACCCCGCCUUGGCCCCCGAGGGCUGCGGGUGGCCCUGCCGCCACGGCGGGCGAGCGGAGGUCAGGGUACACUUUGGUGAGCUUAGCCCUGCGCCCCGGGGUGCUGGGACCCGGCGACGCCCCCUCUGCCCCCCACCCACGCGGCGAGAUGGUACGUAGAGCUUACUUGUGCCAAUAGGGCUGAUGAUUUUUUUAAAGAAUUUUAUAUUUUUUAAUCUUUGUAUAAUACACUGAGACGUGACAGCCGGGCACGGCCUCCGCAGACGUGAGCAGGAUGAGCUGUCCCCCCCCCCACCAUCACAGGGCAGCAGCAGCAUCCCUGGGUUGCACCCGUUUAUUUUUUUUGUGGGGUGCACCCCUAUUUUUCAGGGGUCCCAAAGUGCCUUCCAGCUCCCCAGAGAGCUGAACCAGACCCAAAAUGGUGGGGCGGUAGUCCCUGGCCACGUUGGGGUGCACGGCCAUGAUGCGAAUGGAAAAAAAAAAAAAAAAUUAAAACCCCAAUCUGGGGUCGCCUUUGCUGCCUGGGUGCACCAACGCCCUGAGCAGACUUUUUUAUUUUAAGAAAAAAACGCCAAGUUAGAGCGAACCCGGCUGAGCCUUGAGGUAGGACUCCAGUCCCUGCUGGUGUUUUGUAUCUGUCCGUUACCCCUGUACAUGUUUUUAUUAAAUCCCGGUAGGCUCCUGGCUUUCUUGCUAUCCCGGUGACCUCCACGGGUUAAUUUUUGCUGUGUAAAGCAAAACCCUCCUGUAUCAGUAUUAAAUUUGCCAAGUUUCCAUUGCCAGCGGCUGCCCUGGACUCUUUGGGGAGGUAUCAAGUGAGGGGAAAACAUCGUGGGGUUUGGUCCUUUCUCCUAAAAGGGUUCCAAUUUCUUUUAAAAUGGCUUUUAAACUGCUUUAAAACAGCUUUUAACUGCUUUAAAAGUGCUUUAAAAAUGGCUUUAAACUGCUUAAAACCAGAUUUAAA